UGAAUCUGACAUGGCACGUGAUGCAGCCUGAAUGAAGCCUGCAGGGGAUAUUUUAGCGCGCCAACCCCUCGCCAACCCCACCACCAGCGAGGAGGCUGUGAAAUAUUCCUGAUUCAAUAAAUCCGCGGCUCGUAACCACCCAACCCAACCGCCCACACCACCACUCUUUGAAAGAGUACACCAAUUUCCAACAUGCUUGACGUCUUCGACUUCAUCGUCGAGAAGGGCGGAGACCCUAAGAAGAUCAAGGAGUCCCAGAGACGUCGUUAUGCGCCUGAAGAAGCGGUGGACGAAGUCAUUGCCCUCUACGAAGAUCACCGAAAGACUCAAUACUCAGCAACACAAAUCAACACAAAAAUCAAUGAGAUCCAAAAACAAAUUGGUGUCAAGAGAAAGGCGAAGGAAGAUGCGGACGACUUGAUGAAGCAGAAAGUGGUGCUUGAGAAAGAAAAGAAGAGCUUGAUCGAAUCCGCCGCUGAGAAAGAAGUCAUAUUAAAGAAGAAGAUUGGCACGAUUGGCAACAUUGUCCAUGACUCUGUGCCCGUAAACAACGACGAGGACUUCAACGCUGAGCAGCGAAAAUGGGCGCCCGAAGGUGUCAAGGUGGAGAAGCGCGACGUACUCUCACAUCACGAGGUGUUGACAAGACUGGAUGGCUACGACCCGGAGCGAGGAGUAAAGGUUGUUGGACACCGAGGAUAUUUCUUGCGGAAAUGGGGGGUCUUCUUGAAUCAGGCCUUGAUCAAUUACGGCCUGGAGUUCCUUGAUGCGAAGGGAUACACGCCGCUGCAGACACCUCAAUUCAUGCUGAAGGACUACAUGGCGAAGACUGCUCAAUUGGAACAGUUCGACGAGGAGCUCUAUAAAGUCAUUGAUGGUGAGGCUCAGAAUGACAAGUACCUCAUUGCCACUUCAGAACAACCAAUCUCUGCUUUCCAUGCGGAUGAGUGGCUUGUAGCCAAGGAUUUGCCGAUCCGAUAUGCUGGAUUCAGCUCAUGCUACCGAAGAGAAGCUGGCUCGCAUGGCAGAGAUGCAUGGGGAAUUUUCCGAGUUCAUCAGUUCGAGAAAGUAGAACAAUUCGUCCUUACUGACCCAGAAAAGUCAUGGGAGAUGUUUAACGAAAUGAUCGCCGUCUCGGAAGAAUUCUACCAGUCUCUUGGAGUACCAUAUCGUGUCGUCGCUAUCGUCUCUGGAGCACUAAACAACGCUGCUGCAAAGAAAUAUGACCUCGAGGCUUGGUUCCCCUUCCAGGGCGAGUACAAGGAACUUGUCUCUUGCUCAAAUUGCACGGAUUACCAGUCCAGAGCACUUGAGAUCCGUUACGGUGCGAAACUGCAGACUGAGAUUCGGAAGAAGUAUGUUCAUGCACUGAACUCAACACUAUGUGCCACCGAGAGAGCACUUUGCUGUUUGUUGGAGAACUUUCAGACUGAAGAGGGCUUCACUGUACCAGAGCCACUCCGAAAGUACCUUCCCGGCGCCCCUGAAUUCAUCCCAUUCACCAAAGACCUCCCUAAAGACACCACCUCCCAGAAGGCAAAGGGCAAGGUUGACAAGGCACCGAAGCCGAAGGUCGUAACUGCCGGAACUUCGCCUAAAGAGGCAGAGGAGAAGUUGAAAGACCUCAAGGUAUAAGGGGGUGAGAUUUGUGGAGAACAAAAUUAGCAACUUGUAGACGAGCGGCUUCGAUCUUGCCAGUAAUGUCAAGAUCAUGUCGCAUGAAAUCAUGACGCGGCGAAAACGGAUUAUCAGGGCCAAUGAACUAGAAAGAUUUCUUGAGUCUAGACUCUUU
This is a messenger RNA of Hyaloscypha bicolor E, 1792 nucleotides long. Its product is annotated as seryl-tRNA synthetase-like protein. The transcript has 6 exons. Gene Ontology annotation, molecular function: serine-tRNA ligase activity; tRNA binding; ATP binding. NCBI's taxonomy places the organism in Eukaryota, Fungi, Ascomycota, Leotiomycetes, Helotiales, Hyaloscyphaceae. Bases 193 to 1635 code for a protein of 480 amino acids. Gene Ontology annotation, biological process: seryl-tRNA aminoacylation. Gene Ontology annotation, cellular component: cytosol. The record is from RefSeq and is a predicted model, not a curated record.